CUGUGAGCGCCGGGGCGAAGGUGUAAAUGCGAACACACAGCGCGCUUGUUUACCAGCAGUUUGCUCAGGGAAGUGUGGAUCUGCUGUUGAGAUUCGCUGUCAGCCUCGCUGGAGAGAAGCACCCGCGUCCUAUCGGUUGAUUAAGAAGCUCAAUGGCAAUGGGACAGAGGAACCGACAGGGGAAAGACUGAUGGAAACAGAUACGGUGGAAUUCUCAAACAAGCAGAUGAUGCCACUAAUUUCAGAUUAAUUUGCUGCUUUUGGGUAAUAAAGCUCUGGUAGUGAACUUGGCCUGACAGUGAAAUGUGCUGCUGAUGCGACAUUCUUCAUAAUGAGGAUGCAAACAGGGAUACCUGUUUCAGCCGAACUUCCGUCGUUUCUCACAAAGGAUUGCUGAGAGUGCAAAACGUGCCUCUGUACUGGGAAAGAAGGAUCUGUAAAGAAGAUUCCUUAACUAUGAAUUUAACAGAAGCCUUUGUUUGAAUCUCAUGUUCUGCAAUCCACAGCUACUUGGCCAUGAUGAGUAACACAUCUGGAGAUUUGAUUUCAUCAAUACCUACACCCACAAGUUCAACAAAGUCACCUACUAACGAUAAGAAUCCAUACAUUGCUGUAUAUGUGAUCGUGCCGCUUGUGAUAGUGAUUUUAAUCGGAACUGUUCUUUAUCUGAGAUUGAAAAGAAGAAGAAAAGAAGUUGUCAUUGGAGGCGAGAAGAAGAUUCCAAAUGGUAUUUUAGAAGAACAAGCAGAGCAACAGACUGUGAUGCUACUUAACAGGUCGCCCACAGUUUCGAAGAGGUACCCACCUAUUCCACUCGAAGCUUUGGAACAUGAAGUCCAGAAACGCUCAGCUGAUGAGGGCAAACUCUUUCGGGAGGAGUUCAAUUCUCUGCCAAUUGGAACAUCACUAGCACGUUGUGAAACAGCAAAUAAAGAAGAGAAUAAAGACAAAAACCGAUACCCCAACAUCCUGCCAGAUGACAAUUUCAGAGUGACUUUGACAGCUAUAGAUGGGCUGUCAGGCUCAGAUUACAUUAACGCCUCAUACGUUGAUGGUUUUAAAGUGAAGAAUAAAUUCAUAGCAGCUCAAGGACCCAAGGAAGAGACUGUAGCAGAUUACUGGCGAAUGAUAUGGGAACAGAAAUCUGCCACCAUUGUUAUGUUAACAAAUGUAAAAGAGAAAAAGGAGGAGAAGUGUUUUAAGUACUGGCCUGAUCAGGGUUUGUGGACGUAUGGAGCAAUACGGGUCUCAGUGGAAGAUGUCACCGUGCUUGUGGAUUACACCAUACGCAAGUUCACCAUACAGAAUCAAACAGUUGGCAACAAAGCUCCAAGACUAGUGACACAGCUUCACUUCACCAGUUGGCCUGACUUUGGUGUUCCCUUUGCACCCAUUGGGAUGCUCAAAUUUCUGAAGAAGGUUAAAGCACUGAACCCAUCCUAUGCAGGACCUAUCGUAGUUCACUGCAGUGCAGGGGUUGGCAGGACUGGAACCUUCAUUGUUAUCGAUGCUAUGAUUGAUAUGAUGGAGGCAGAGCAGAAGGUGGACGUCUUUGGUUUUGUGUCACGAAUUCGCAAUCAACGGCCACAGCUAGUUCAAACUGAUAUGCAGUAUUCCUUCAUUUAUCAAGCGCUGCUUGAACAUUACUUGUACGGUGACACAGAGCUGGAUGUGAGCUCUUUAGAGAAGCACAUACAGAAACUCCGAAAUAAAGCAGGGAAGUUCGACAUCACUGGCUUAGAAGAAGAAUUUAGCAAAUUGACUACAGUCCGAAUAAGGAAGGACAAUAUGCGAACAGGGAAUAGGCCAGUGAACAUGAAAAAAGCCAGAGUCCUUCAGAUCAUUCCCUAUGAUUUUAACAGAGUUGUUUUGCCCAGGAAAAGGGGACAGGAAUUCUCAGAUUACAUCAAUGCUUCAUACAUAGAUGGCUAUCGACUGAAGGAUUAUUUUGUUGCAACUCAAGGACCUAUUGUUCACACACUAGAAGACUUUUGGAGAAUGGUUUGGGACUGCAAGUCGCACACAAUUGUAAUGCUAACCGAACUCAGAGAAAGAGAACAGGAAAAGUGCUCCCAGUAUUGGCCCUCUGAGGGCUCCACGAAGUAUGGGACGUACACUGUAGAGAUGAAGAAUGACAACAUUGCUGAUGCUUUCAGUCUCAGAGAUCUCACAGUCACAAACACUGUUGAAAACAAGGAGAGGACAGUACGACAGUUUCAUUUUCACGACUGGCCUGAGAUCGGCAUCCCACUGGAGGGUAAAGGGAUGAUAGACCUAAUCGCAGCAGUCCAGAAGCAGCAACAAAAGUCUGGCAAUCAUCCGAUCAUAGUGCAUUGCAGCGCUGGUGCUGGCAGAACAGGUACAUUCAUUGCACUGAGUAACAUUCUGGAGCGAGUGAAAGCUGAAGGCCUUCUAGAUGUUUUCCAGACUGUUAAGAGUUUACGAAUGCAACGACCACAUAUGGUGCAGACAUUGGAGCAGUAUGAUUUCUGCUACAAGGUGGUGCAAGAUUUCCUCGACAUUCACUCCGAUUAUGCCAACUUCAAAUAAAUAUGUUUGCCUUACAGAUUUUUUUUAUCUUUUGAAUUGUUAGCUGACGGGCCAGUAAAGCAUUUUUUGUACAUUAAAUUAUCAAGAAUUUAUUUUGUAUUUUGCUACGCACUUGGUGUUUAGAAGAAUAUUACUAAUAAGUUGAAGGCCUUUCCUUCAUUGUCUCGUGACUGCGCUUUGAAAGCAUUUAGGUUACAGUAACUGGGGAGUCACACUUCUAUUAACAGUCGUGUGAUGUUUCUAACUGAGUGAACAAAGUACAUUUUCUGUCAUAAUCUCCCGGCAGAACAUUAUUUAAACAGAAUAGGUUAUUAUCACAUAUUAUGUUGAAUCUUGAAUGUACAGAAAAGUGAAAAUCUACUGAUAAAACAGCUUCACUUGCUUUGAAAAAAUAUCAACAAUCUCUGAACCCCCUCCAAGUGUUACAUAAUGUGAAUUUAUACUGUGCAUUAGAGUUUGCUUUGUUUUCAGAAGGUUGGGUGUGAUACAUAUAUAAUAGAUAUAUUUUUCUAUGAAAAGUUUACAGUGUUAUAAUGUUAGUUGCAUAUCAUGCGUUUUGGCUUACCUGAAGGCUUUAUUGUUUGUAAACAUGAUGAAUGAUAAUACAGUUGUUCAGAAGUCUCUCCUUUUAUAUAUUUAUAUUUUCAGUUGCUACCGUUCGUCAACAUUGUACAGACAUAACCUGGGAUGGUAAGCCCUGGACCCUCCAUCACAACUCACAGCCGUGUCUUCUUCACCCCUUUUGCUGUUGAUUCAGCCCAAUACAGGGCAGCCUUAAUCUUGCAAACUAUAUCAGGAUAUCUGAUAUAGAGGCCAACUGCAUUUGGCCUCUCGGUUCUUGCCGUUCUGAUGCCAAUGUGCAUGCAACCUCUAUGUUUCAUGAACCAACAGCCAAUCAACCCACUCCACAGGGUCUCCACCCGAAACGUAAAAUAUUCCUCUUUUCCAGAUAUGCUGCCUGACCCGCUGAGAUAUUCUAGCUAUUUUGUCUAUCUUCGGUUUAAAACAGCAUCUGCAGUUCCUUCCUACACAAAACUUUCAAUCAGUUCCCUGGUUAUUAUAGAUUACUUUCCCAUCACUGUCGCAGAAUGACAUUUUAGAAAGUAAAAUUAAAUAACUCUUACAUUUUAUAUGUUUGUUAACUUGGUACUACCAUAGGUUUAUUAACAUUUCUCUAGAUGGUUCUCAUUUUAUUCAGUGUUCCAUAUUUUCACUUGUUGGAAUGUUCAUGUCUCACAAUGGGGAUUGGGAAACAAACAGUAGGUUGAUGAGCACCUCAGGUGAAAAAAAUCACUCCACUUCUACACAUGGUUUCUGUCUAAUAAACAACUUUAUUGGACAUCUACAGUCAUUGUCAUUGUUAGUGAAUAGAUAUUUGAAAAUAUUUGUAGCCAACGAGAUAUGCCAAUGUAAAGAAUGCAAUGAAAGUGUAUUUUUGAACUGGAGCCAAGUGAUAUGAUAUCAACAGUGAAGGAUUAAUUUAUACCCAGUGCAAAUGUACUCAGCAAACAAACGAAUAUAAAAUAGAAAGGAAAUGAUGAUAAAGUCAGAAUUAUGGUCAGCAUUCUGUUUUGUUUUUGUUAGACUUCCAAAAUUGUAGAGAAAAUGUGAACUACAUGGGGCAAAAAAUUGAAGGAAAAAAUGUAAAUUAUUUCUCUUUAUUCAUUUCAUUACCCAAUUACUCAUAAGUGGUCUACUUUUGUCAUCAUAGAUUGUUACAUAUAGGGGAAAAAAUAGAUAUGAUAUUUCAUUUUAUGAGAUCACAAGCCCAAUUCUAUUCUCCCAACAUUCAAUGCUAUUGCUUUUUUUAAACCUACAUUGAUUCAUUAAAUAAAUUAUUUAAAUAAUUCUUUAAAUUAUUUAAUGCACUCUUCCUUAGCAGCAGAUUGUGGCCAAAAUCUUUCAUAUUAUCAAUUUUCCUAACUUUUGAAUCUCUAUAAUUAACUUGUUUUUUGUUUCCUUAAUGUCACCGAUUAUACAUGUUAUUUACUUUAAAAUAAUCCAUCAUCUUGAUUCCCAAUCUGGUUAUACUGUAACCAUCUCAAUCCUAGCCAACAACAGUUCUUCUUUCUCUUAAAUCCUGGUGCACCUAUACUUACUGUCGCCUUUUUAAUCUUCUGGUUUCAAUAGCUCACUACAAUAUGUCAACUGUUGUGCAUUGAAGGGAGGGAUUACAGUUCCAUGUUCAGGUUGGAGAGUGGUGGACCAACUCCAACUCC
Amblyraja radiata (thorny skate) is the source of this 4769-nucleotide messenger RNA. RefSeq names its product protein tyrosine phosphatase receptor type Ea (gene ptprea). Gene Ontology annotation, molecular function: protein tyrosine phosphatase activity. The transcript is spliced from 23 exons. Gene Ontology annotation, biological process: protein dephosphorylation. Lineage: Eukaryota; Metazoa; Chordata; Chondrichthyes; Rajiformes; Rajidae. Bases 517 to 2550 code for a protein of 677 amino acids. The record is from RefSeq and is a predicted model, not a curated record.